This is a messenger RNA of Habropoda laboriosa, 800 nucleotides long. It is a transcript of the gene Aptx, whose product is annotated as aprataxin-like. Bases 176 to 757 code for a protein of 193 amino acids. Gene Ontology annotation, biological process: double-strand break repair; single strand break repair. The record is from RefSeq and is a predicted model, not a curated record. Gene Ontology annotation, cellular component: nucleus. The transcript has 4 exons. Gene Ontology annotation, molecular function: mismatched DNA binding; single-strand break-containing DNA binding; DNA 5'-adenosine monophosphate hydrolase activity. Lineage: Eukaryota; Metazoa; Arthropoda; Insecta; Hymenoptera; Apidae.
CUCAGUUCGUAUUGCAAACAUAACCUCUCGGAUAUUUAUGUACCGUUCCGAUCUGACAUUCCUAGAAAUUGAUGCAUUUAUAAAGUGGACAAAUUGCCAAAAACUUGUUCUACUACUUGAGUAUGUAUUCCAAUGAAGAUUGCCAUCUGAAAAUGGUGAAAAUGAGUAAAUAGGAAUGAAACGCAAAUUAACAUUAAAAAUAAUGGGUACAGCAGAUCAAAAAAAAUAUUGGGCAACAGGAUUGGUUGCUUCAAUGGAUGAUCCUGAGAUGAAAGUAAUGGAAGAUGAUCAAGUAAUUGUCAUCAAAGACAAAUAUCCAAAAGCCAAAUUCCAUUACUUAGUUCUACCAAAAGCAGACAUUGCUUCAAUAUGGCAUGUGAAAAAGGAAAAUGAAGAUUUGUUGUUACAUAUGCAGAAUGUUGCAGAUGAAUUAACCAAAUCACACAAGGACUCUGAAUUCAUCAUUGGAUAUCAUGCUGUACCAACCAUGCACAGAUUACAUUUACAUGUGGUCAGUACAGAUUUUAACAGCCCUUGUCUAAAAACCAAAUACCAUUGGAAUUCAUUUACAACUCCUUUCUUCUUACAAUCAUCAGAAAUAUGCAACCAGCUGCGCGAAAAAGGUGAACUGGAAAAGUUGAAAUCCGAAGAAAGUUCGCUAUACUUGCAUACCCCGCUAAAAUGUCACAAAUGUUCUACCGCGCCAAAAAAUAUGCCGGAUUUGAAGAAACAUUUAUUGAUACAUUUGUCGGAUUGAAGAAAUACGUUCGAUUAAUACAAAGGUGAUGGUUUGCCGCCGG